AAUUCCUGUCGUUUUAUUUUUUGUCAGGCAGUCGUAAGAUAGCAAUUCGCCCCGCAAGCCGCGCUAGCCAAUCCUGUAUCUCCUUUCCGACCGCUCGAUACUCCGCCAGUCCCCGCUCUCUUCCCGCCGGAACUCCGCCACCCCGCGCUCCCUUGCGCGCGAUGGCGGACCCGAUGGACGUGGACCCCGCGGAAGCAGGCUUGCGGAAGGCGCGGGAUAAGGGGAAGGGGAAGCUGGACGCGCCUCAUCACGCGCGCGCAUCUGCAGGUGAGUGCCUCUGCAGGCACGCGGCUACAGGUGCGCGGCUCAUCAGGUGA
Messenger RNA from Closterium sp. Naga37s-1, 317 nucleotides. Lineage: Eukaryota; Viridiplantae; Streptophyta; Zygnematophyceae; Desmidiales; Closteriaceae. The record is from the annotation of a GenBank genome assembly.